Messenger RNA from Quercus robur (English oak), 1097 nucleotides. Its product is annotated as zingipain-2-like. Gene Ontology annotation, cellular component: lysosome. Lineage: Eukaryota; Viridiplantae; Streptophyta; Magnoliopsida; Fagales; Fagaceae. The transcript has 2 exons. The record is from RefSeq and is a predicted model, not a curated record. The coding region runs from base 16 to 1026 and encodes 336 amino acids. Gene Ontology annotation, molecular function: cysteine-type endopeptidase activity.
AAACUUAUCACAAUCAUGUUUUUUAUUCUAGAGACUUUGAUAUCUCGAGCCAUGUCCAGACCUUUUUCAGAAUCCCUGAUUUCUGAGAGAUAUGAGAUUUGGCUGGCUCAGUAUGGACGAAAACAUGUAAACAGUGAAGAGCAGGAAAAGCGUUUCAAUAUAUUCAAGGACAAUGUAGAAUAUAUAGAUAAAUUCAAUAAUGAAGGGAAUCGUACCUACAAGUUAGGUGCCAAUAAAUUUGCGGACUUAACUCAUGAAGAAUUUCUUGCCUCUUAUAAUAGAGAAAAGAUUUCCACCUCUCCAAGUUUUAUCAAUGUUGACAGCUUCGAUCCCAAUGCCGUUACCGACGUUCCAAGCACUCUUGAUUGGAGAGCGAGAGGAGCUGUUACCCCCGUAAAGGACCAAGGCUGGGGCUGUACCCAAUCCGGCUGGGCCUUUUCAACAGCCGCAGGAAUAGAAGGGUUACUCCAUAACGUAACUGGCAACUUGCACGAAAUGUCUGUGCAGCAACUAAUUGACUGUUCAAUAAAUAAAUAUAGUUCUGGCUGCAAUGGUGGUGUGUCGGCUCGUGCCUAUAAUUAUGUACGAGAUAAUAGAGGAAUAACUCUUGAAGAAUAUUACCCAUAUCAAGGGACGCAAGGAACUUGUGACCAGGGAAAGGCAACUAAGUUUCAAGUCUUCCAGAUAAGUGGCUGCUAUGGAACACAAGGAAGAACUGAGGCGGAUUUACUUAUGAGAGUGGCUGCCCAGCCAGUUUCAAUUGACCUCGAUGCUUCUAGUCGUGAAUUUCAAUUAUAUGCAAGUGGAGUUUUCACGGGACCGUGUGGGGUUCGGUCAACCCAUGUCGCCAAUCUAGUUGGCUAUGGAGUGGCUGAUGAUGGUACCAAGUACUGGAUCAUGAAGAAUUCAUGGGGCAUCGGUUGGGGUGAGGAUGGCUAUAUGAGGAUUCUUAGAGACUAUGUGAAUAAUGGUCUUUGUGGCCUUGCUCAAGAAGUGGUUUGGCCAUUUGUUAACUCACUCCAUUGAUGGCAAAGAAAAUGCCUGUACUGCUACUUGUAACGUCAAAAUAUGAACGUCGUAAAAAAAUAACCUGGCAG